This is a messenger RNA of Drosophila guanche, 424 nucleotides long. RefSeq lists its product as uncharacterized. The transcript has a single exon. Bases 21 to 293 code for a protein of 90 amino acids. Lineage: Eukaryota; Metazoa; Arthropoda; Insecta; Diptera; Drosophilidae. The record is from RefSeq and is a predicted model, not a curated record.
CUCAACAGUCAACCGGCAGCAUGGCAUCAUCCAGCGGCACCGCCUACGCUCUGUUUUUGCAUCGCCAGGAAUUGCAACGCCGCCAGUUGCUAUACACUAAGAUUUCCAGGACCAAAAUACAGCUGACAAAGGAACUGAUAGCCAAGCAGAAGCAACGCUUGGGCAGCUGCAGCAACGAGGAUCUGGAGAUCCUCAACCGGGAGACACAGUUCAAGCGAACGCUACAGCAAAAGCUGAAACAUCGCAGCAAGCAGCUCAAAGCGAUGGCCAGGCAACAGGAGAGACUAAGUUGACUUCGGGGAUUUCCCCAUUUCCUUAAUAAUUUAUUUGUAGUUUUUCCCUCUCUAUACUUCCGGGGGAGUACAAGUUUAAUUAGUUUUAGCUUAACGUAAAUGAUGUGUGCUUUUCCAUAGUUUAACUUAGC